Messenger RNA from Polistes dominula (European paper wasp), 4202 nucleotides. RefSeq names its product Semaphorin 5c (gene Sema5c). Gene Ontology annotation, biological process: axon guidance; positive regulation of cell migration; neural crest cell migration. Gene Ontology annotation, cellular component: plasma membrane. Gene Ontology annotation, molecular function: chemorepellent activity; semaphorin receptor binding. The record is from RefSeq and is a predicted model, not a curated record. Lineage: Eukaryota; Metazoa; Arthropoda; Insecta; Hymenoptera; Vespidae.
GAUAUUUUUUAUCCUUUAAGAAAUAAAAAUAAAUAGGUGGGAAUAUAAAAAGACAAACAAAGAAUGAAAGAUUCACAGUGAAAUGAAGUGACGCGUAUUUUGUAUUUGUUUGAUAAACUUUUCUUCGCGGUGUUUUUUUUUUGUUUUUUUUUUGUUUUUUUUAUUAUUUUAUUAUAAAAAACGUUAAAUACGAAAUAAUGAAAAUCAAAGUCGAACGUAAACAACAACAUGCAAGAUAGCGUGGAAGUUUUCAACAACUUGACGGAAGUUGAAGAUUUGUAAACGACUUGGAAUAAUUUUCACUGAAACCAAGAUCAAAAGCUGUCAGGAUGGAGCUAAGGUGGUACGUUUACUGCAUUAUGAUACUGCAGAGUUUUAUAAUGGUUACACGCGCCAUUGAUGACUUUCGGCAUAUUUCUUAUGAAGAUCUGGUGGAUAGCAGCAUGUUUCGUGAAGAAGGUGUGACAACAUACUCGCAGCUGCUUUUUGAUGUUGCUAGACAGCAAGUCGUCGUUGGUGCAAGAGAUAAUUUGUACCGCUUAACGUUGACGUCUUUAACAUCUUUGGAACAUGCCUCUUGGACCGCACCGGAAGAUAAAAUUAAUACCUGCCAGAACAAAGGCCAAAGUACUGAGGAUUGUCACAAUUACAUCAAAGUACUUCUCAGUAAUGGGAAAAGUUUAUUCACCUGUGGUACUUAUGCCUUCAGUCCUUGGUGUACCUGGAGAGAGAUUGAAAAUAUCACCAGUGUGACGAGCGAAAUGUCAGGUGUUGCGAUGUGUCCUUAUUCACCACAUGCCAACGUAACUGCACUUUUAGCCAGAGGUUCAGGUGGACUGUUUGCUGGUGCACCAACUGAUUUUUCUGGUUCCGAUCCUGCGAUCUACAGGACUCUUGCGUCACCAAAUCUGAGGACUCAUCAGUACGAUUCUAGAUGGCUGAACGAUCCACAAUUCGUUGGUAGUUUCGAAACCGAAGAUCAUGUAUAUUUUUUGUUUCGUGAGACCGCAGUGGAAUAUAUCAAUUGUGGCAAGAAAAUAUAUUCGAGAAUAGCACGGGUUUGUAAAAACGAUCGAGGUGGGCAGGUCAUGAUGAAGGACGUCUGGAUGAGUUUCAGCAAGGCUCGUUUGAAUUGUUCCCUUCCGGGCGAGUUCCCUUUCUAUUAUGAUGAGAUCCAGGGUGCUGUCUAUCAUCCCGAAGAAAGAAUAGUUUACGCGACUUUCACAACUCCGAUUAACGGAAUAGCUGGUUCUGCAAUUUGUGCAUUCAACAUGUCAAGUAUCAUAGCAAGUUUCAAUGGGCCUUUCAAGCAUCAAGAGAACUUAGGGGCUGCUUGGGAAAGGCGACCGGUUUCUCAUCACAACAGGGAGCAUUGUCCAUUACCAACGAACACAACUCGUCAUUUAAGUGACAAUCAGAUAUACCAAUUAAUGGAUGAAGCUGUUCAGAGCACAACGAUGGAGCCAUUGCAUACCGUAACUUUGGAAAGAUUCACACAAAUCGCUGUAGAUGUGACACCAACUAAAUUACAUCGCGGAGUAACUGUACUUUAUGUUGCCACAACUGAGAGAUUGAUUAAAAAAAUAUCUGUACUUCCGAGGACUCUGGAAACUUGUGUAGUCGAAGUUUGGGGUCCGCUUCCAUCGAUGCCAACAACUUUGCAGUUUUUAAAGGAUACCCAAAGUUUAUAUGUUGGCAUGGAAAUUGGUUUGUUAAGAAUACCGGCAGUUCAAUGCCACCGUCAUCGAAGUCGUCAAGCAUGCCUGAAUGCACAAGAACCUUAUUGCGGUUGGAACGAGCACUUGAUGAAGUGUGCCCAAGCACCAAAGCAGAAUCAUAUUGCCACUCACUGGCAUCAGGAAGUAACAAAAUGUCCGGUACUCACUGAUCCAGUCGAUGGUGGUUGGAGUGCAUGGAGUGCUUGGUCAGCCUGUCAACAUGGUACUGGAGAUCUGUCGUCUCAUGGUCAUUCUCAUUCACACUCUUACUUUGAUCACGAAGAGAUCACCGAUAGUUGUCAAUGUCAAACCAGAGAAUGCAACAAUCCACCUCCGCAACAUGGUGGUGCAGGUUGCGUUGGAGCACGUGUCAGGGUUACCAACUGUACUGUCCACGGUGGUUGGACAACAUGGUCCGCAUGGUCAGCCUGUUCUCAAACUUGUGGCUUCGCCAUGAAAACACGUAGACGUAGUUGCACGAAUCCUUCUCCAGCUUAUGGUGGUCGAGUCUGCGUAGGACAUGAUCAUGAUGAUAUCGUUUGUAUCGAUCUACCACCUUGUCCUACGCCAGCUAAAGUUACACCACCACCUCAGAAUGGACAAUGGUCUUCUUGGGGUCCAUGGAAUGCCUGUUCUCGUCCAUGCAACGGAGGUAUUCGAAUUAGAAGGAGAACCUGUGACAAUCCUUCGCCUAGGAAAGGUGGUGCCGAGUGCAUUGGAUGUGACUUUCAGGUCGAGGAAUGUACUCAACAAUGCGGUGAGACUAGAAGAUACUCAGGCUGGACACCUUGGUUAGCCGUGAACGCAUCUAUACAAAAUGGAAGCGUGGGUUACACUGAAAAGCGCUUUAGAUUCAGCUGUCGCGCUCAAACAGACGAUCCCUCCAGUGUGAGAGUGCAAUUUGCUAAAGAGGAGGAGCGUUAUUGUAGAGAUGAUGGUUCUUGUUUACGAACCAACAUCAACGGAUAUGGAGAUAGCGUGGUCGAAAGUGGUUGGAGUGACUGGUCAGCUUGGUAUCCUUGCGAUCGACCUUGUGGAGGAGGCUCACAACGUAGAAGAAGACAGUGCGAGUCUCCACCAUGCGAAGGAAUGAACGUGCAGACAAGAAUAUGUAAUGCUCAUCCAUGCAGAACAACAACUUUUGGAAAUAGCGUAGUAGAAGGGCAAUGGUCCUGUUGGACGGACUGGUCCGAAUGCUCAGCUACCUGCGGUGUAGGUGUUCGUACUAGAACAAGGGAGUGCAUCGGACCAGAAACCUGUGACGGACCUAGACUGGUCAGAGAGACCUGUGAAAUGCCUAGUUGCGAUUCUUUACUUGGUUGGGAUACCUGGUCCCGUUGGACCCCUUGCGAUAGUGAUCGUCAACAACAUCGAAAACGUCAAUGUCUUCAACAUGGCAGUGGAAUGUGCCAAGGACUUAGUCGUGAAACUCGAGAUUGUCUUUCAGAUUGCACGGACAACGAUGUAAACGCAUUACCAUCCAGCGUAGAAACUGCCAGCGUAUCUGUAGGGGCUGUAGUAGGCAGUUGCAUCAUUGGAUUCUUCAUUGGACUUGCUUUAACAGCGAUUCUUUGUUUCUUUUAUUUAAAACGAAGAAAACCACGUGUCCCUGGUAGUCCUCAUUACAUCAGCAAACAAAACCCUUAUGUCACAGUGCCAUUAAAAGAGGUAAAUGCUAAAAGACAGCCCAGUUUCUCUGGCAGUACGAAUGGAAAUGGUACGCUUCGUGGAAAAACCAAUCCAAAUGUGAACGGCCUUGGAAGCCCAAAAUUGUAUCCAAAAAGUUUGGAAUACGAGUCUGCCACAUUGAAACGCAAUAGUCAUGGUCAACAACAUAUUCGUGCUGACCUUGAUCAGGACAAGUACUAUUGAACAAACGAUCGACUGCAUUUAUAUCGUUUUUUAUAGUAUUACUUCACAAGACUUUACAAAAUUAUGAGAAUUAUAUCAUCGAGAAAGGAUUGAUAAAAAAAAGAUAUUCAUUUCUUUUUUUAAUCAUUGGGUCACCUUAAAAGGGACCAAAAAGAAAAACAUAUCGGGUAUUAUGUUUACUGAUACUAGAAUGUAAACAAGCAAUUGAUAAUAAGUGCAUUUCGGAGAAUAUCUACUUAAUUAAAGUAAUUAAGAUGAGUUAAGUACGAGAAAACAACGAGUUUGAACUCUUAAUUUUUAACGAAAACUGAUGAAUCCAUCAAAAAAAGAAAAGAGGCCUAAUUUUAUAAAUCAUGUAAAAGCCUUAGCAGGAUGCAUGAAGUGAGAGAAAUAUUUUUUACGAGAGAAUUUACAUAGUUUAUUUUUAUUUCUCAUGUAAAUAAGUACGAACAAAAAGUAUAUAUAGAUAAGUAUGAGUUUGAGUGUGAUGAGUGAUCAAAUAUGUAUGUCUUUGAUUAAUAUUUGGGUUCUAUAUUUGUACAAAGAUUUCGUGCAUUUAUAAAUACCAAUUGAGGCUGAGAUUUUGUCUAACAUAAAACGAACAAAAAAAAA